AUGGCUGAUUAUAGAUUCAGUACAUGCCAGAUUAUCUUGUACAGCCUUCGGCGUUUAUUCGAAAAUACCAUCUCCUGGGAUAUGGCGAUCUUUAUAGUGAUGUUCAUCUUCAUUACAAUUCUUUGUUCGUCUCCACCGUCCUCCAUAUCCUCCCAUCCAUUGUUGCAAGUUGCUCGCUAUUGUUUUGUGUUCCUGGUUGGUGUGCCCGUGCUUUCUUUGUUCCUUCGCUUCUACGUUCGUACUCAGUCCUCCUUCUACUACUCAGAUAAGGAGGAAGCUCCGGUGCCUAACGUGAGUAGUUAUCCUCCGAGUUCCGGUGGCGUGGAACUUCCCACUGUAUGUUGUGACGCAUCCACCAUUGAGACCCCCGCUUUGCUGACUACACGUAACAUCCCUCCCCCUCUUCUCGCACCUGAGGUCGAUAAGAUUACUCAGAGAAGAGCGUGUAAUAGGGAGCUGUAUGCCUCGCGUGUGUCAAGGAUGGCAGAGGAAAAAAAACAACAGCUCCUUGCUCGUAGAAGGCAAUUUCACGCGGCUGAUGUAUUUCGGCCCAUGGAUCGGGCCGAGAACUUUAACGGUUGUGAUGCUCAUGGUAUCCUCGACCCUCCUCUAGAGUCAAUGGUGCUUCCGACAGUUCAAAACUGUGAAUGCUGUCGGGCCAAACUUUUUCCGUUCGAACCACCAAAAUUCUGUUGCUCGCAGGAUAAAGUUUCACUCGUCAGCCAUCCAAUGCCAUACGCUCUCCGGAGAUUAUUCAUUGGGUUGGAUGAGGAAUCCGUUGAAUUCAGGAAGAAUAUUCGUAGCUACAACAAUAACUUUGCAUUCACCUCCCUUGGUGUCACCUAUGAUCGUGAUCUGACUAUGAACACCCGAGGGAUGUACACUUUUCGCCCGAAUGGUCAUUCUCCUUCUGGUGUUCAGCUCUACUUCUAUGAUGAACACGAGGAAAUCUCGUGGAGGAUGCAAUCGACGGAUAAAUUUAACAAGAGCACGUUGCAGCUGCUCAGUCGUCUCCUCUCUUCUAAUCCUGACAUGAAGUUCUUUAGGAACUUGCGCUAUGUGCCGGACCUUGAUCAGAAACAGAUAGUUCUCAGUUGUACUCCUGAUCUGGAUCAGAGGCGGUACAACUUGCCUUCCUGCGAUCAGGUUGCGGCCAUCUUCAGGGAAACUGAAUAUGGUAACAGGUUCGAAAGAGGUGCAGACAUUCGUGUCUACACGGAGAGUGAUGAGAGCUAUCAUGUCAGGCACUACUAUGCUUGCAUGGAUCCGUUGCAGUAUCCUAUUCUUUUUCCUGGUGGCCAAUCGGGUUGGCACCGCAUGAUCCCUAGGCAUGGUGUAGGUUCGUGCUCCUGUGUGCGUGAAACAGCUGAUCUUUUCAGUCGGGAAGCCAUUGCCGAAAUGGAAUCUCCUGAAGACAUUAGUGCUUUAGAGGAGCAAGGCAAGUUCACCUUGAUGGUGGAAUCGAGCAUUCUGUGUUCUCAGUUUUGGCUGGACCUACAAAAACAUUUCCUCACCGAGAACAUGCAAGCAGCUCUUGAUCCAGAUUUCUCUUCGUUCUUGCUUCGCAUUGGCGAAGGUGUGGAACCUGUUGACGAGGAUGGGAACAUUACCUUGCCAUUUGAAAUGGUUGUGCCCUACGACGAUCGUGAUAGUGCUUUGAAUAGGCUUGUUAAGCAUUUCUCGGGUUUGUUGUGCUUGUUGGACAACGAGGGUACCUGUGUUGAGGCUAUCUGCUUCAAUCACGAAAUUCAGCGUAUGGGUGGCCGAUUGCAUCUGUUUAAAAAGUAUCGCAUCCGCAAUGCACAAGUCAAGAAAAUACCCGAGAAGUACAAAGGGAACGACGAUAUUGAGAUGCAAUGGAUAAUCAAUGGUAGGACAUUCCUUGAAGAAAUCGCUGUAUGUGAAAACACUCCUGUCAAGAUGAACUUCACUGAUUUCACUGACAUACCGCAGUUUGUCGACAUUGCCAAAAAAACAAUUGGUACGUUCUCUCAUUCCAAUUGUUUCGUUAAUGCCACUCUUCCUGUGUUAUGUGGUUGGGGCCGUUGUCAAGGUUUACCCCUCAAAGAACUUGCUGGUGAAAGGGGGACGCUUACUGUUCAGAAAUAUGUCAUCGUCAAUGAAAAGGUGGAGAACAACUUCAAGACGCUUCAGGCAUAUGUCGAUGCCGGGGAAUUCAACCAAAAUCACAUUACCAUGGAUAGUGCACAAGUACAAAACUAUAGUUCGAUCUCUGCUAUUAAGAAUGGGGAUAAGAUUGGCUGGGUGAAGGUGAUGGUCACCUUUCGGCAUAUACUGCAGAAUUUCUGGUACAUGGGCUGUCAAAAGGCAUCUGAGCUUGGACUGGUAUACCCCUGUAAUGGUUGUGGUCUUAGUCAAAAGGCAUCACCUAGGUGUCGCCUGGAAGCGGAUAUAACUGAUCACUCUGAUACUCUUAGGGGUGUGUUAUUGGGUGAAGACGCUGAAAAGAUCCUUGCGCAUGCAGCACUCGAAUUCAUGAAAGCCGGUCAUGAGGGAAAGGAAAUUGACCUCACUGAUGUUCAUGACUCUUUGUCAUCGAAGAUAUUUUCCUGCCUUGUUAAACUGUCAAAAUCAAAGUAUGCCAGCGAACAGUCGCGUUUCCUUGUCCAGUGCUUGUCUGAAGCAAACUUCACUGAACCUGGUCCAAGUCUCCCAUCUGUUACAAAUACUCAUGCCCAGCAAGGUGUGCACACAUCUGGUGACGCUGAAGCAAUAUCAGUUCUGCCUAAAGGAGUCUCUGUUUCGGAACCCAAGGCAAAGCUGUGCUUGGAUUCAAAGCUUGCAGGAGCUGAUGCUGUGAAGGGAGAUUCCACAAAUGAUGGUCACAAGGCAAAGCGCCCCAAGAGAGGCUAA
Oldenlandia corymbosa var. corymbosa is the source of this 2874-nucleotide messenger RNA. The record is from the annotation of a GenBank genome assembly. Lineage: Eukaryota; Viridiplantae; Streptophyta; Magnoliopsida; Gentianales; Rubiaceae.